This is a messenger RNA of Sinocyclocheilus grahami, 1048 nucleotides long. RefSeq names its product translocon-associated protein subunit alpha-like. Gene Ontology annotation, cellular component: endoplasmic reticulum membrane; endoplasmic reticulum. The record is from RefSeq and is a predicted model, not a curated record. The transcript has 7 exons. Lineage: Eukaryota; Metazoa; Chordata; Actinopteri; Cypriniformes; Cyprinidae. The coding region runs from base 12 to 944 and encodes 310 amino acids.
CGGUGUCCCGGAUGAGCGCAGGCGUCGUGCGGUUCGUCAGUCUAAACUCGCUCAGCGCGUCAGGCGUGUUUCUCUCGCGUUUAUUCUCAGUAUUUUCUCAUUUGAUCCUCACUGUUGGAAUCAUGAAACUGCUGCAGAAGCUGCUGCUGCUGCUCUUACUGGCGUUUCCAGCCACGCUGCUGCUGAAGGGCACAGUUGUUUCUGCACAGGACGCUACUGAUGAAGAGGAGGCUGUGGAUGAAGAUGCAGCCGAUGAUGUGAUGGCUGAGGAUGAGGAUGAUGAAGCUGAGGUGGAGGACGAUGAUAACACUGAACUAACGGAAGAAAAGGAGGAAGAGGAGGAAGAAGCUCUGGUGGGGGAGAUGAAGGCUUCACCCAACGCUGACACCACCAUCCUCUUCGUCAAAGGAGAAGAUUUUCCCGCCAACGACAUCGUGAAGUUCCUGCUGGGAUUCACCAAUAAAGGCUCGGAGAACUUCGUGGUGGAGUCUCUGGACGCCUCGUUCCGGUACCCGCAGGACUUCCAGUUCUACAUCCAGAACUUCACAGCGCUGCAGCUGGGGACCGAGGUUCCUCCUCAGCGUCAGGCCACCUUCGAGUACUCCUUCAUCCCCGCGGAGCCCAUGGGAGGCCGGCCCUUCGGCCUCGUCAUCAACCUCAACUACAGGGACAGCAGCGUGAGUCUGUGUGAGAGAGAGUCUGUGAUCUUCUUGUACGUGUUUCUGUCGGGGCUUGGCCUGCUGCUGGUGGUCGGCCUUCAUCAGCUGCUCGAGUCACGCAAGAGGAGACGGCCAGCAGCUAAAGUGGAGAUGGGAACCUCCAAUCACAAUGACGUGGACAUGAGCUGGAUCCCACAGGAGACACUCAACCAGAUCAAUAAAGCGUCUCCAAGACAAUCUCCACGCAAGAGGACUCAGAAACGCUCGGCCGGAUCAGACGAGUGAGAGACGCUGCCAUCAUCAUCAUCUGUGUUUACAGUGAGACGGCAAGUCUGUCCUUCACUGGAUGCCAACAGAGACUGACACACACACAUUCUUUCUUCUCCACG